Molecule: messenger RNA, 865 nt
Organism: Paramecium octaurelia
Lineage: Eukaryota; Ciliophora; Oligohymenophorea; Peniculida; Parameciidae
Source: the annotation of a GenBank genome assembly
UCUCAAUGGAUUUAGAUGAAGAAGAACAACCAAUUCUCCAUUUUAACUAUAACUAUGAUGAGGCUGCUGAAAUAGACUCUUCAUUGAAAACUAGAUUGAAAUUCAUAAAAAAAGUAAGGAUUUAGCUAAUUCUAGGUAUAUUUGAUCAUCAAUAUCUAAAUAUUUAUUUCCGGAGCAUUAUCAUUAUUGCAAAUUUCUUACCGAGACUAAUAAGAAAUAAAAGAGGUGGAAUAUUUGAUUUUUGCAAUUGUUGCCCUAUUUGCCUUUUCCUCAAUGUGUUUCCUACUUUGUAAAUAGCGAUUUGCAAGAAGAGCUCCAAACAAUUAUAUUUUAUUAAUCUUCAAUAUGUUAACUUCUGGUUUUGUAAUUUCAGAAAUAAUUUUCUUUGUUACUGUGUCAAAUGAUAAAAUUUCAAGUAAUAGAUUUUAUACAUUUUAUUAGAUGACCUAAUAACUAAAGCAAUAUAAAUGACCUUUUUAAUCUUUACAGCAUUAACAAUACUUGCUUGGACUAGUUAAGACAAUUUUUCAAUUAAGAAAAACAUUUUAUUGUCCUUUUCUCUUUGUUUAACUUUGCUUUUAUUAUUCUAUUACUAAUUCGAAACAAAAGAAAGAGUCAUAUUUUUUAUCAUUUUAGCAAUAUUUCUAUAUUCAGUUUACAUCAUCAAUGGCAUUAAGCAGAUAUUUGAUAAAAAGGUAUAUAUAUUCAUUAUAUCAACAGAGACAUAGUCUUCAGAAAGAUGAUUACAUUCUUGGAGCACUCUUUAUGAACUUCGAAUUUAUGUAUAUAUACGAAGACCUUUCUGAAUAUUUUUAAGAUAUAUUUUGGAAAAAGAAAUGAAAUUAAUAAGAAAUUAAUUAUGCCC